This is a messenger RNA of Cercospora beticola, 2169 nucleotides long. RefSeq lists its product as uncharacterized. The record is from RefSeq and is a predicted model, not a curated record. Lineage: Eukaryota; Fungi; Ascomycota; Dothideomycetes; Mycosphaerellales; Mycosphaerellaceae.
CCAAAAAGGGCUUCUGACAUGGAUGCGGUCCCAGCUUCGCGCUCAAUGUCCGCCCUGGCAGAGCCCAGCCUGAAGUUCACACGCUGUUACGCGUCACAAGACGACCAAGAGUCUCGGCUUCCAGGAGACGAGUGUGGACCACCGAUGAAACCAUUCACGCAGAAGACCAAAUACUUUCGUCCUGUUCUGAAUCCCCACUGGUCCAUGUGAAAAGCAUGAGGAGUGCUACGAUUGUGGCCAACGCCUUGUGCAUUUCUACCUGGGCUUCAACAUUCUCCUUUGCCAGUGCAACUUCAAAAAAGGAUGACCCUGGUCUCUUCCAUUUCGUGACUAGACCAGAUCUCAAGCCGCCAAGGUGGAAGGUCAACAUCUAUCAUAAAGAGCUGCUCAGUCCAGGAUACUGGUUUGUGGCCCCUCGAGAACCUCUUGGCGCCGAAGAAGUCGUUGGGCCUUGGGUCGGACCAGCGAUCUAUGAUGGACGGGGUGAGCUGAUCUGGAGCGGCGCCGCACUAUUUCGCAAUACGAUGACCGAUGAUUUCCGCGUCAGUAACGUUGGCGGGCAGGAUCUGAUGACGGUCUUACAUCAAGAGAAAGGUCAGGGAGUUGUUGUCCGCCCUUCGUAUGGCGUGAGAAACGCCAUUCGUUUUGGCGAUCCGCGAGCGAUCAAUAUUCACGAGUUUCAUUUUGUGGACAACGGUGCUCGGGCUCUUAUUAUCAGAAGCAACAAGACGAGGGCAAGCACCGAAGACUCCCAAUCUGUUGGGAUAGCUGGAGGCUGUAUCGCAGAGUUUGAUGGUUUCGAAGAAUUCGAGACCAGCACGUGGGAGUCCGUCUUCAGAUGGAACUCUUUUGGUCGCAUUGGGCUCAAUGAAAGCUCCACAGAUGACGGCACUGCUAUCGAGACAAAAUGCGACAGCGGUUGGGACUUCCUACACGCGAAUUCCGUGGACAAGGAUGAUGCUGGAAAUUACUAUCUAAGCGCUCGCUUCACGGACACAGUCUACAAGAUAUCGCGGCUGGAUGGAAACAUCAUAUGGCGACUAGGAGGCAGCAGAUCUGACUUCGAUAUGGCUGGUUUGAAGUUUUCCGGGCAGCACAGCGUGCGCAUAAUUGCCUCAAACCAUACGCAUACGGUUCUCUCCAUUCUGGACAACGCAAUCAAGGACGAGUUGCAACCGACUCAUCCGUACUCCCGAGGACUCCUGCUUUCAUUGCGUACAAAUACGACGCCAACGACUGUUACGACGCUCGCUGAAUAUAGCCAUCCGCAUGGCGUUGGGGCGUAUGCACACGCGCGAGGCAAUCUCCAAAUGCUCCGCGAUGGCAACGUCUUCAUUGGUUGGUCUAAGCAAGCAGUACACAGCGAACACACGAGCGACGGCAAGCUCAUCAUGGACGCACAAUUGAUUCCCGAGUGGCUCGGAUCAUAUCGCAAUUACAAGUUCCCCAUGGUUGGCCGGCCACACGAGAGGAUUGCUGUGGUCGCGCGAACUACUGAAGAUGGUACAAAUGUUUGGGUGUCUUGGAAUGGCGCGACAGAAGUCACUCAGUGGAAUUGCUAUAAGAACGAGAGGGUUGCUUCUCAAGAGGUCAGGACACUGAUUGCUUCAGCAAACAAGACAAGUUUUGAGACGCAGCUGCUAAUUGGUGAGGCGGUGGCCAACAUCACACUUGAAGCUGUGGCCAGAAAUGGUACCGUCCUGGGCAACUCCGCAUUUGUUCGAGUUAAUCGUGCAGAUCAAUCGGGGGCCGGGCAGAGCAAUGGCGACGCUGGGCGAGCAGAGAGUGCCAUAUUUUCUGCACGUCGUGUGAGUUGGCUUGUGCGACAGCAUCCUUCGACGUUCGUUCUGGCCUUGGUCUUAUCAUUGCUGUUUAUGCAUGUGGCUCGGCGAGGGCGGCGUCUGCGUUGGUUGUCGUUCAGGAGUCUUGGGCAAAUGAAUAGAAGCCAGCCAGCCAUGGUGGAAGGGGCAUCUCGACAGAAUUUGUACAUUUGAAGAAUUGUUCAAGACAGCAUUUAUCUACUGCGUCCAUUCUAUCACGCCACCAGCAAUAUUAGAUUAUUGUGUCACGGAGAGACCUGGGCAAAACAUCCCGAAGGCACAACAGUGGGUCACUCCCCAUGGACCGAUGCCAUAGACCUCGAAAAGUGACACCUGCGAUGUUGUUGGC